Perca flavescens (yellow perch) is the source of this 1989-nucleotide messenger RNA. It is a transcript of the gene abt1, whose product is annotated as activator of basal transcription 1. The annotation marks the transcript as partial. Gene Ontology annotation, biological process: endonucleolytic cleavage to generate mature 5'-end of SSU-rRNA from (SSU-rRNA, 5.8S rRNA, LSU-rRNA); small-subunit processome assembly; endonucleolytic cleavage in ITS1 to separate SSU-rRNA from 5.8S rRNA and LSU-rRNA from tricistronic rRNA transcript (SSU-rRNA, 5.8S rRNA, LSU-rRNA). The record is from RefSeq and is a predicted model, not a curated record. Gene Ontology annotation, molecular function: RNA binding. Gene Ontology annotation, cellular component: nucleolus. The transcript is spliced from 4 exons. NCBI's taxonomy places the organism in Eukaryota, Metazoa, Chordata, Actinopteri, Perciformes, Percidae.
GAGGAGGAGGAGGAGGAGGAGGAGGAGGAGGAGGAUGAGGAGGAGGAGGAUGAUGGUUACCAAGAUGCUGCAGUGAUGAAGGAGAAGAAGGCCAAACGGAAAGCCGUUGGAGUGGCUUCCUGUGCAGACAGGAAGUGUGUUCCAGGUAUCCUGUACCUGGGUCACGUUCCUCCGAGGUUCCGGCCCAAACACCUGAGGAACCUUCUGUCAGCGUACGGAGAGAUCGGACGCAUCUUCCUCCAGCCUGAAGACGGUCUGGUGAGGCGGAGGAAGAAGAAGUCGGGGUUGAGGAGGUGUGACUUCACCGAAGGAUGGGUAGAGUUCAGAGAUAAACGAGUGGCGAAGAGAGUGGCGGCGUCUCUGAACAACACGCCGAUUGGAACCAGGAAACGGCAGCGCUUCUCCUCCGACCUCUGGUCCAUCAAGUACCUGCACAGGUUCCAGUGGACUCACCUGAGCGAGCGCUUGGCCUACGAGCAGACAGUCCUGCAGCAGAGACUCAGGACCGAAGUGUCUCAGGCCAAGAGAGAGACCAACUUCUACCUCAACAACGUGGACAAGAGCGCUCACAUGGACAAUGUGAGGAGGAAGAGACAGAGAGACGGACAACAGGUGGACGAGCGGACGUGGGACUUCACGCAGCGUCAGACAGAGGAGGAGAUCCAGACGAAGAAAAAGAAGAAGAGAGACUCCGUUACCCAGAAGCACCUGAGCAAGGCCCGCCUCAUUCAGCAGAAGAGCCAAUCAAACGUCUCGCUGCUUGCCAAGAUUUUCAACUCCAAACAAUCAGAGUGACAGCAGAGAGACAGCCGAUUGGCUGUUGGACACGAUGGUUUCGAUGGAAACAGGGAGCAGAUUGUGAUGAACUGGUGCAGACAUGCUAUAACCCUUUACCAACCAAUCACAGGCCAGUCUGAGCAGGGGGCGGAGCCAUCAGAAUUUUGAUUCUCCAUUUGAGUUAGUUUAGUCUUCUAUUCCAGCCUUAACAAGCUCGUUAAAGCCGUGGUAGGCAGUUCGUUUUUGCAGUUGUUCCGCAAUAAUUCAAUAAUAACUUUUCAGCAUCUUGUAAUUGAAGUGUUCUGAGAGAAAACUACACUUCUGCACCUCCUCUUGGCUCUGUUUUUAGUCUUUAGAUAAACUGUCCUUUGACGGGAGACUCUGGCCACUUUACUUCAAAUUCUGGUGUUUUGUUUUUGCCGCAUUAAGUCUUCUGUAACCCACUCAACGAGCUUAAGUUUUCUGUUCCUGCCUUGACAAAAUCGUUAUCGGGUGUCACGAUUUCGAUAUUAAAUCGAAAAUCUUUCAAAAUGAGCUUUCGAUUUUGACUAUCUAAAUCAAAAGUAAUGUCGGCGAUCACCCCAGUAUUUUCUCUCUCUCUCUCUCUCUCUCUCUCCAGCCUCGCCUACUUGUGCACAUGCGAAGGAAAAAAACCGGUCAAUAACAUGCAGCUAAAGAUACGGGGUAAUCUUAGCUUAGUGGCUGGUAGCAUGCAGCUAAAGACACGGGACAACCUUAGCUUAGCUGCUGGUAGCAUACAGCUAAAGACACAGGGGUAAUGUUAAUUUACCAGCUGGUAGUCUACAGCCAAAGACACAGGGUAACGUUAUGUUAGAGGUAGCCUGCAGCUAAAGACACAGGGUAACCUUAGCUUAAUUUGUAUGUGACAAAUAAAGUACCUUUACCUUUUUACCUUUAAUCGUUUCCAAUCUCCGUGGCCACUGCCGGAGUCAGAGAUGACGGAGAAACAGCAGAACUGUAAAAUCCUCCCACUUCCCUGAAGUCACCGCAUGGCAACAUUUAGCUUUCCCCGUGAGAGAGUUAUAAACGAACAACGAAGGUAAAGCAUGUGGGCUCCGACGGGACUCCAUGAUGCGUUCAUGUGCACCUUGUUAAACUAAUGGUGCAUUUAGUUGCGCAUCUUAAAGGUGCUGUAGGUAGGAUUGCGAAGAUCCAGGAUUUAGCCAAAAAAUUUGAACAUCAACAACUUCU